AUGGAAAAUAAAACUACUGAUGAAAUAAAUGAAGAAGAAAAUAAAAAAUUAUUAAUUUUACAUAAAAAUUUUAAAGAAAGCUCAUUUGAAAAUAGAUUAAGAUUUGAGUGUGAAUUAGAAUUUGUACAAUCAUUAAGCAAUAUAGAAUAUAUAAAAUAUUUAUAUGAAAAUAAAUACUUUGAUGAUAAAAAAUUCUUAAAUUAUUUAAAAUAUUUAAAUUAUUGGAGAAGUAAGCCAUAUAUAUUUUACAUUCAUUUCCCGAUAUGUUUAUAUGUUUUAGAAAUUUUAAACGAUAACAAAGUACAUGAAUAUUUUAGGAAUUCCACUUCAUUUAACAAUUUUAUUUAUUAUUUAAAAUUACAUUGGUUGUAUUUCAGUUAUCAAACUUAA
Messenger RNA from Plasmodium relictum, 390 nucleotides. Its product is annotated as mediator complex subunit 31, putative. The coding region runs from base 1 to 390 and encodes 129 amino acids. Gene Ontology annotation, molecular function: transcription coregulator activity. Gene Ontology annotation, biological process: regulation of transcription by RNA polymerase II. The record is from RefSeq and is a predicted model, not a curated record. Gene Ontology annotation, cellular component: core mediator complex; mediator complex. NCBI's taxonomy places the organism in Eukaryota, Apicomplexa, Aconoidasida, Haemosporida, Plasmodiidae. The transcript has a single exon.